This is a messenger RNA of Myxozyma melibiosi, 303 nucleotides long. RefSeq lists its product as uncharacterized. The transcript has a single exon. The record is from RefSeq and is a predicted model, not a curated record. Lineage: Eukaryota; Fungi; Ascomycota; Lipomycetes; Lipomycetales; Lipomycetaceae. Bases 1 to 303 code for a protein of 100 amino acids.
AUGGCCCGCCAGAAGAGAGCUUUCGAGCUUUGGGCGAAGAUGUUCUGGCAUGGCCUCGCAGCAGCCCUAAAAGUCGGCAAACCUUCCGCGAGCUGCGCAGAACCGAGUGAGCAUGUAUAUGCUUGCCGGCUCGGGUACCUCUGCGCGCUGCCCAUUAGGCGUGUGAUUUACGCUGUUGGUCGGGGCGGCCAAUCUGAUGAGUUCUUCUUUAGCCAGGUUACUCAUUCGGAUUUAAAACGUCAUCGUUGUCGCAUCUCGAAACACGCGUGCUGGCAUGCCGCGCCAUCAUGGAGCCCGUGGUGA